Messenger RNA from Phragmites australis (common reed), 1377 nucleotides. RefSeq lists its product as uncharacterized. Gene Ontology annotation, cellular component: nucleus. Gene Ontology annotation, molecular function: nucleic acid binding; 3'-5' exonuclease activity. Lineage: Eukaryota; Viridiplantae; Streptophyta; Magnoliopsida; Poales; Poaceae. The coding region runs from base 1 to 1044 and encodes 347 amino acids. Gene Ontology annotation, biological process: rRNA processing. The record is from RefSeq and is a predicted model, not a curated record. The transcript has 2 exons.
AUGGACAGCUCUUCAGAUGCUCAGGGGCGUCACAGGUGCGCGGCGUGCUUCCGGCAGUUCAACAGGAUGGAGCACCUGGUGGAGCACAUGAGGUCGGCGCGGCACUCGGCGCACGACCCACGCUGCGCCGUCUGCGGCAAGCACUGCCGCUCCUUCGAGGCGCUCAGGGACCACCUCGGCGUCGGCGGCUCGUCGCUGCCCAAGGCCGCACACUGCGCUGCGGCCUUCUCCGCGCGAGGAUGCACGCUCUGCCUCGGCGUCUUCUCCACCGCCGCCGCGCUCAGAGCUCACCGCGCCGAGUGCCAGCUCUCCCGCACUCCUUCAGUGUCCAGACUGAGCCUGGAGCACCAGCAGCCGCAGCCGCAAGGAGGAGGACGAGCGCUCGCACUGGGCUGCAAGAUGGUCGGCGCCGGAAGCGACGGCACUCUAGACGUGUGCGCACGGGUGUGCGUUAUCGACGAGCAGGAGCGCGUCCUGUUCGACACCUUCGUGAAGCCGCUGAUCCCGGUGACGCACUACCGGUACGAGACGACGGGGAUCCGGCCGGAGCACCUCCGCGACGGCAUGACGGUGAAGCAGGCGCAGCGGCGUGUGCAGGAUCUGCUGCUCAACGGCGAGCAGCCCUGGAAGGUGCGGACCAGCCGUGGCAGAGCCAGGGUGCUGGUCGGCCACGGCCUGGACCACGACCUCGACGCGCUUGGCAUGGACUACCCGGCGUACCUCAAGCGGGACACGGCCACGUACCCGCAGCUGAUGAAAACGAGCAAGCUCAGCAACUCGCUCAGGUUCCUCACGCAGACGAACCUCGGCUACGACAUCCAAACGGGGCACCAACACCCCUACGAGGACUGCGUCGCCGCCAUGCGUCUGUACCGCAGGAUGAGCACGCUGCCGCACCCCAAGGGCGAAGGCGACUCUGCCGACGCGGCGAGGGCGGAACAGGCGUUCCCUGCGUGGAGGCAGCGCGAGCUGGAGCGCAUGACGCCGGAGGAGCUCCUCCGGCUCUCCACGCCGGACUACUACUGCUGGUGCCUCGACGACUAGCUAACGGGCCGCGCGCCUAGCUCCGGGAGAGAGCCAGAGCGCAUCAGGUGACUCACGUCGCGUCGCGUGACAACAUGAAUAGAUUCUGCACCAUUCAGCCAUGCGCGUCAGCAACAGCUCAAAAAAUUAUCUAGUAGCUACUCCAAAAGUAUGACCCAUCCGUAUGAGCGAGGGAGAGAGAUGGGAUUUGGAUCCGUUCGAUGCAGCAUGCAUACGCGUGUAAGAGCAUGAUGCAUCAUUGCAUCCAUGAGCGUAUAUUUGCGCGGCCACACCAGCACGCUUUGGUACGAGUGUUACUAUUACGGAAAAGCUAUAAUUUAAUCGAGUGUUUUG